UUCUUGUUAUAUUCUGUGAGUCGUGAGCGCUACGGGCAGGGAUUCGCCUGCACGAGAACGUCCGGGAAUUGGAAAGGACUAGCUGCUGGCCUCUGAACGACAAGAGUUGCCUAUUCGAGUACAUCCAUAGCUGGGCGGAGUGUGCCGAGAAACUUUAUUCAGUGCACGGUCGAGUCGCGCUUGUCCUUUACUCUCGUCAACCACGACCUGCUGUAUCUCUAAAACUCGGACACAUCUGCUGUACUUCAUACUUCCAGGCAAUACCCACUACAAUGUCUCGUUUCUUCAGGCAAGCCGGUGACUCCGACAGCGAAUCCGAGUCCUCUGAGGAGGAGCUCAUGUCUAGCGAGGACGAGGCCCCCAAACCCGCUAAGCCAGCAAUGUCCAAAUUCUUGCGUUCUGCAGGAGAUGAAUCUAGCGAAGAGGAGGAAUCAGAAGAAGAGGAGGAGGAGAUGUCCGAGGAAGAGGCGCAGAUCAAGAAGAAGUCCCGCUUCAUGCGCACCGAGUCUGAAGAAGAGGAAAGCGAUGAAGAAGUGAAGCGCGUUGUUAAGAGUGCGCGUGACAAGCGGUUGGAUGAGAUGGAGGCGAGCGGGAAGCUCAUGGACAAUGCGCUCAAAAUCAACGACUGGGUCGCUAUUUCCUCCGAAUUCGAUAAACUUGUCCGUAUGGUGCAGAGACAGCAGAAUGUCUCCGAGCCCGUCCCUCCCUUUUUCAUCCGCACCCUUGUCACUUUGGAGUCUUCCCUCAACUCGGCUGUGGCGAAAGAGAAGGAAGCCAAAAAGAAGAUGAACGCCAGCAAUGCUCGCGCUCUUACCGCCAUGAAGCAGAAGGUGAAGAAGGUUGCCAAGGAGCACGAGAAUGAGAUUAAGCAAUAUCAUGCCGUGAGUCGGAUAUCGUCUCUUUAUAACCACAGAAUUACCUCACACAUGUAUCAGGACCCGGAGCGCUUUGAACAAGAGUACGCCUCUCAUGCAGCCGCGGAGGCCCAGCCCCCACCCCCCAAAGUUAAAAAGGUCAAGAGGCUUGUAGGAGAGACUGAUGAGGAGGAUGAAGAAUUCACUACCGUCGGCAAGGGCGGUAAGGCAAUGGCGUUCACGCCGGAGAGUAUCUUUAAAAACCUGCAGCUUGUGCAAGAAGCCCGAGGGAAAAAGAACACCGACCGUUCAGAGCAAAUUCGCAUUUUGGAGAAGCUCUUGGAAGUUGCGGUUACAAACUAUCAACGAAUUCGGGUUCUUUUGGCUCUGGUCUCAUGUCGCUUCGACUACAAUUCCUCCGUGUCUACUCAUAUGCCCAUCGACCUCUGGCUCUCAGCCCAACGAGAAGUCGAUCAAUUAGUCGCCAUCGUUGCCCAGAACCCUGCAUACUCGAUACAAGAAUCCACUGAGGAUUACGACGAUUUGGCUGAGCGUUCACCCGAAACUGAGAAGGAUGGUGUUGUGCGGAUACGCGGUAGCAUUAUAAGCUUCGUCGAUAGGCUGGACGAUGAGUUCACCAAGAGCUUGCAAAACAUCGAUCCCCAUGGUACCGAAUACGUUGAUAGGCUGAAGGAUGAGAAAGGUCUCUAUUCCACUAUCUGCCGCGCACAGGCUCUGUACGAGAAGCUCGGACACCAGGAACCUUUGAGUCGGGUGAUUAUGAGGCGGUUGGAGCAUAUCUACUCCAAGCCCGAUGCUGUUGUACGCGCAUUAGAGUCAGCAGUUGCUGCUGCCGACAUCAAGCCUUCUAUCGUCCUUGACCCAUCGGAAGAGACCACAGAUCUCAUCCACUCACUCUGUGUCCACCUGUACAAGUCGAACAACUCACUCUUGCGUACUCGUGCGAUGCUCUCCCAUAUCUUCCACUACGCCCUGCAUAACAAGUUCCACACCGCACGAGACAUGCUCCUGAUGUCUCACUUGCAGGAGUCCAUUUACUCUGCCGACGUCGCUACUCAGAUCCUUUACAACCGAACUGUCGUUCAACUGGGUUUGAGCGCUUUCAGGUGCGGUCUCAUCAAAGAGGCUCAACUCACCCUCCAGGACAUCUUCGCCACUCAGCGUGUCAAGGAGCUUCUCGCUCAAGGUGUCCACCAACAACGAUACCAGGUGUUGACGCCUGAGCAAGAGAAGGCCGAACGUCAACGUCAGCUUCCUUUCCACAUGCACAUCAAUACUGAACUUCUCGAGGCUGCCUUCCUCGUGUCCAGCAUGUUAGUUGAGAUCCCGCUCUUGGCCAGCAUCGAUUCGGAAGAACAGAAGCGCAAGACGAUUUCCAAGUCUUUCCGUCGUUUGAUGGACUUUGCUGAUCGUCAAGUCUUCACUGGUCCUCCAGAGAGCACUAGGGACCACAUCAUGCAGGCGAGCAAGGCGCUCCAGGAUGGUGACUGGGAGAAGUGCCGCGACCUCAUCCAGGAUAUCAAGAUCUGGAGUUUGAUGCCAGAGAGCGCUUUGGUCAAGGAGAUGCUUGCGAAACGCAUCCAGGAAGAAGGUCUGCGCACUUACCUCUUUACUUAUGCACCCCACUACAGCACCCUUUCGCUUUCCCUCCUUUCACGAACGUUCUCGCUGCCCUUGCGUACGGUGACUUCCAUCGUCUCCAAGAUGAUCUGGAAUGAAGAGCUCUCUGCCUCCCUCGAUCAGUCAGCUGGCGUUAUUGUCUUCCAUCGAAUCGAGCUCUCACGUUCGCAACACCUCUCCCAAAUCCUUGCAGACAAGGUCAACGCAUUGGUUGAACAGAAUGAGAAGGCUCUUGAUCAGAAGCUAGGCCAAGUGACUUCAUGGCAAGAUCGUGGCGAUGGAGGGAAGGGCGGCAAACCUGGUGAACAGACCCAAGAACGACGAGGAAGAGGAGAGCGCACCCGUGGCGGUCUACGUGGUGGUGCACGGGGCGGACGAGGAGCUCGGUUCGCACAGGGAUUGGGUAACCAGAUGUCGGGCGCUCAGAGAAAUCGUUAAAGGUUCUUUUUUUCGUGUUCUAUACUUCUUUCGUUCAAUGUUACUUCCAUGCUCUGAUACAAUUAUGCCACUGUUAUGAUCAUGAUACAGUCAAGGUACUCGACCUUGCGAAUCUAAGAUACAUCAUGUGUGUUUAACGAUACAGGGUUAUCGUCUACAUUACUCUUCAUCACUUUCUUCAGUGGAUGUAUCGUCGUCAUGCUGAGGUGCUGCCCAAUCUGACACGUCCAGCCUCUCGUUUUUAUAAUUUUCUAGUGCUUUACUGUCAGAUACUUGCUGUAUGGGAAACAACAAUGCAUACCUCCAUCACCCACUUCGUAGCCUGCUUGGGUGAUACAUUUUGAUAACUC
Messenger RNA from Somion occarium, 3283 nucleotides. Lineage: Eukaryota; Fungi; Basidiomycota; Agaricomycetes; Polyporales; Cerrenaceae. The record is from the annotation of a GenBank genome assembly.